AUGGACGUUUUCAGAUACCCACGUUUGCCCUUCACUUGGACCGGGACUUUUACUUUAGGGGAAAAGGUUUUCAACAGAGACACUGCCUAUCGAAACAGAUUAAUGGUGACGAUGACUCGACCCAACAUGGAUACAUUGGUUGACCUGGUAGUCGUCAAUGAAGACCCUUUCUCAACUUUGGAGGCUGCAGGGUCAUACUGUUUUCGUGGUAGCGUAAUUGUAAGAGGGUUGACAAAUGCUACCGAGGUAUGGCUGGUAGAACAUCACAAUGCGACAUAUGAAACCAAAAGUAGGAAUAUGGGAGGCAGAAAUGAAAUUCAAGUAGCAGGGGUUGGAUUGAUUGCCGAACAUAGGGACGAAAAGGACAGCGGGGGUCUUGGAUGGGACAUUUUGAAAGUCAAACACAGAGAAUGGGACAAUGAACUCCUAGGCCUUACAGAAUUUCACGUCGAGUAUUGGUACAAAAAGUCGGAGCUGUUAAUGGUGUCACAGUUUGUUAUAGGGGAUAAGGUCACAUUGCGUGGAAGUGUCUUUGGUGGUGGGUCAAAGGGAGUCCCUUGGCAAGUGAAAUUGAGUGGAAUCGUAUUAGGAUAG
This is a messenger RNA of Melampsora larici-populina 98AG31, 594 nucleotides long. RefSeq lists its product as uncharacterized. Bases 1 to 594 code for a protein of 197 amino acids. The record is from RefSeq and is a predicted model, not a curated record. The transcript is spliced from 4 exons. Lineage: Eukaryota; Fungi; Basidiomycota; Pucciniomycetes; Pucciniales; Melampsoraceae.